AUGGACGUCCUCCAGAAAUCCGUGAUCGAACCUCUCCAGCCGGUUCUCCGCCCUAUCGCCCUCUCUCUCCCCGAACCCGUUCAUGAUGCCAUCGUGUCGCUGAUCGGAUCUGACUGCCACAAUGCCCUGGUGCUCGGCCUCGACGUGACCAAGGACCCCAACUGUACAUCGCUGGCUAUUUCCAAGGCUCUUGGUCUGGCCAUCGUCGGUGCCAGCGCUAUCGUCAAGGUCCCCCAGAUCCUGAAGCUGAUCGGCUCGCAGUCGUCGGCCGGCGUCUCGUUUGUGUCGUACGCGCUGGAGACGGCUAGUCUGCUUAUCACGCUUUCGUAUGGUGUCCGCAACCAGUUCCCGUUCAGCACGUAUGGCGAGUCAGCCUUGAUUGCUGUGCAGGAUGUUGUGGUGGGUGUGUUGGUGUUGAGUUUUGCUGGAAGGCCGACUGCUGCCGCGGCGUUUGUUGCGGUCGUUGCGGCUAGUGUGUAUGCGCUGUUGCUGGACCAGAGCAUGGUGGAUGCGCAGACGAUGGCCUAUCUGCAGGCUGGUGCUGGUGCUUUGAGCAUUGCCAGCAAGGCUCCUCAAAUUCUCACCAUCUGGAGUGAGGGUGGGACUGGACAGUUGAGCGCUUUCGCGGUGUUCAACUAUCUCAUCGGAUCCCUCUCGCGCAUCUUCACAACCCUGCAAGAGGUUGACGACAAGCUCAUCCUCUACAGCUUCAUUGCCGGAUUUACCUUGAACGUGAUCUUGGCUGGUCAGAUGCUGUAUUACUGGAAGAGCCCUGCGAAGCCCAAGAAGCAGGCUAAGCCGACUUCCAAGCCCGUGCAGCAGGCUCCUGUUGCCGCGAGCACCGGGGCAUCUCCCAAGCCGUCUGGCAAGACCCCUACUACCCGGAGACGGGGUUAA
This is a messenger RNA of Aspergillus glaucus CBS 516.65, 897 nucleotides long. Its product is annotated as putative monosaccharide-P-dolichol utilization protein. The record is from RefSeq and is a predicted model, not a curated record. Bases 1 to 897 code for a protein of 298 amino acids. NCBI's taxonomy places the organism in Eukaryota, Fungi, Ascomycota, Eurotiomycetes, Eurotiales, Aspergillaceae. The transcript is spliced from 2 exons.